ACUCAUGCAACAACUUCAGCAUCAAACUCUGUGGACUUAAAUUUGUAGGCAUUGACAGGCCAGGCAGUAAAAUUCAAGGUAAGCAGAUACUGUGUUUGUCUAAAAUGGCUCCAUAUGGUUUACUGCAUCCACUGUCAUCAGUCUCCUUUGAAGGAAAAAUCCAGUUCUCCGCAAGACAGGAUCUCUCUUUUGCAAGAAGCAAGUGUUUUAAGGUCCCAGAGACUGAGAGCCAGGGAGACGUGUGGAGCAUCAAGCCACCAGAUUUCUCCCCUAAACUGUACCGAUCUUUGUCAGUUCCUCAAAAAGAAGUAAGAAAAACAAACCUGCCUGUACUGCAACCGAGUGAAGCAAAGAGGAAGACUGGGAUAUAUUUACCAAAUGCGUUACAUGAGAGUACAAAAAGGAAACACCCCCCGAAGUUCAUCACAUCGUACAGGCCUCCUGAUGCUCUGGAGUCUGAGCUGAUGUUUGUGAAGACAGGGAAGUAUUCCUGUGAGCCUCACAAGAACCCUAAGCCUUACAACUUCAGACCACUUGAUGAGACCCUUCCAGAUAUAGUAACUACAUACGAGAGAGAUCCUGGUAACCUGAAAUUAAAAUUAAAGCACCUGGACAUAAUACAGACCACUAGACCUGAGUCAGGCUUUAGUCUGAGGGAGACAAAGGCAAGGAUGGACACAUAUAAACCUGCAGAGCCUAAAUGGGAUGUGAGGCUCAGACUUCCUCAGCUGCCCUGGCCUCCAAAAUCAGCUUCCUAUACAAGACACCGGCGAAGAAGGGGCGCACACAGUGCAUUCUUGGACCGGGUGGAGGAGAAACUCUCAAAAUCCUGGAAAAGUAGACCACGACUCUAUGUUUAGCUCUGUCUAUCACUGUUGGUACAAAUGUAUACUGUAUUUGCAUUCUUUAAUGUAAUGUGGUAAUUUAGAGCCACACAAUACUACAUUUUGCGCCCUCUUGCCUGUAGAAUUACAUAUAAGCAGGACAGCGUUAAUGCCUUCUUUAGCUUCACAUUAAACACAUUAAAUACUGUAUGUUCAUUAGAGGCCCCUGGUAAUUGGGCUAAACUCAAGAAUUCCAUAAUUUUUUUAUUGUUAAUGAAAGGUAAAGAUCC
Molecule: messenger RNA, 1114 nt
Organism: Monopterus albus (swamp eel)
Lineage: Eukaryota; Metazoa; Chordata; Actinopteri; Synbranchiformes; Synbranchidae
Gene: cunh7orf78
Product: chromosome unknown C7orf78 homolog
Exons: 4
Coding region: 105-860 (251 amino acids)
Source: RefSeq, a predicted model, not a curated record